Messenger RNA from Macadamia integrifolia, 1878 nucleotides. RefSeq names its product cytochrome P450 CYP736A12-like. Gene Ontology annotation, molecular function: monooxygenase activity; heme binding; oxidoreductase activity, acting on paired donors, with incorporation or reduction of molecular oxygen. The transcript is spliced from 2 exons. NCBI's taxonomy places the organism in Eukaryota, Viridiplantae, Streptophyta, Magnoliopsida, Proteales, Proteaceae. The record is from RefSeq and is a predicted model, not a curated record. The coding region runs from base 83 to 1603 and encodes 506 amino acids.
ACGUUCCAUUAUUUAAGGGCGUUUGGUUUCCUACUAUGCCUUAAAUUUUGUUACUUUGGUGCAUCUUCUCACACCAUCAAAAAUGUCUUCUUAUUGGAACAUUCCACUUCUCAUAUUAGCUCUUGGAGUGGUAUGGUGGUUUUCAGGUCGCCGGAAUAAAAUCGUCGGUGAUCGCCGACUGCCACCCGGUCCUCCAGGACUACCAAUUAUCGGCAACCUCCACAUGUUAGGUAAGCUCCCUCACCACAGCCUCUGUAAGUUGGCAAAUGAGUAUGGACCCAUCAUGUUCAUUCGGCUUGGUCAAGUACCAGCCAUUAUAGUCUCUUCACCGAAGGCAGCUGAAUUGUUUCUCAAGACCUAUGAUGCCAUCUUUGCUAGUAGACCCAAUAACUGUGCUGCCAAACAUUUGUCUUAUGGUGGCAAAGGCAUAGCCUUCACUCAAUAUGGCCCUUACUGGAGCAAAAUGCGUAGGCUAUGCAUAACUGAGUUUCUUGGCAACUCAAAGAUUGAAUUGUUCAAGUUGAUGAGGCAAGAAGAGCUUGGAAACCUUGUUCAGUCACUCAAGAAAGAUGGUGAGGUUGGUGCCAUGGUGGAUAUCACUGCCAAGGUUGGAUCACUCAUCGAGCAGAUGACUUACCGGAUGGUGUUUGGAGAAAAGGAUGAUCAGUUCAAUAUCAUGAAACCAGUUAUUAAGGAAGCCUUAAGGAUUUCUGGUGCUUUCAACCUUGCUGAUUAUAUUCCUUACAUCGGCUUACUUGACAUUCAGGGAUUGAUUCACCGCAUGAAGACUAUUAGCAAGGUUGCUGAUGAGUUCUUAGAGAAGCUCAUUGAGAAUCAUUUGCAAGCUACUAGAGACCACAAAGAUGAUUUUCACAAUGGCUUCAUUGAUACAAUGUUGUCCUUGAUGAUAAAAUCUGGUGGGAAACAGGAUCAGCAGCAGUACAUGAUGGAUCGGAUAAGUAUCAAAGCAGUCACAAAUGAUAUGCUUGUUGGUUCAAUGGACUCAACAACAACCACAAUUGAAUGGGCCAUUUCGGAACUCUUGAAACAUCCAAGGGUCAUGAAAAAGCUCCAAGACGAGCUAAAGAAUGUUGUUGGCAUGAAUCAAGUAGUGAAAGAAGAAGAUUUAGCAAGGCUAGAAUACUUGAAUAUGGUGAUAAAGGAAAGCAUGAGGCUUCAUCCUCCUGGACCACUGCUUGUUCCUCGUGAAUCAAUGGAGGACAUAACAAUUGAUAAAUACCAUAUACCUAAGAAGUCUUGGGUCAUCAUAAAUGUUUGGGCAAUAGGUCGGGACCCUAAUGUGUGGUCUGAUAAUGCUGAAGAAUUCCUCCCAAAGAGAUUUAGUGGCAACAAUGUUGAUAUUCAAGGACAUGACUUACAACUUAUCCCAUUUGGAUCAGGUCGAAGAGUUUGCCCUGGUUUGCAAUUGGGACUAACUGUGGUUCGACUAGUUCUUGGACAAUUGGUGCAUUGCUUUGAUUGGGAGCUUCCAAAUGGAAUAUUACCAAUUGAUUUAGACAUGAAUGAGAUAUAUGGCCUCACGGUGUCAAGGGCAAAGCCUCUGCUCGCUGUUCCAACUUAUCGUCUUCAUAUCUCCAAGUAAUGAGAAUAGUCUAGAAACAAUAGUAGCUAUUGUAUGAACUAUAGAUUAAAGGCAUACAUGACAUUACAUACAUAGCGUCAUGUUUAGAAUUAUGCACUUUUUCUUUUAUCCUAAAGGAGGGAAACAAUUUGACUGACUCCCCUACUAGGAGGGCCCGUUCUUUGACAUGUAGGGCUGUUUGGUCCAAUUCCACUCCAUGGCUUCUUGAAGCUUGUAAUUUGGAAUCUAUGUGUACUACACGUAAUUCUCAAUAAAGCUUUGUUUACCAAAAAAAA